ACACAGAGAGAGAGAGAGAGAGAGAGAGAGAGAGAGAGAGAGAGAGAGAGAGAGAGAGAGAGAAUUAAGGCGGCAAUGGAUAAUCUGCCACCAGGUUUUCGUUUCUACCCAACGGAGGAAGAGCUGAUUUCCUUCUAUCUACGUAACAAGCUAGAAGGGAGGGGACCAGACCUGGAGCGAGUUAUUCCCGUUCUCGAUAUUUACUCCAUGGAUCCAUGGUUCCUCCCCAAUUUUUCAGGGGAGGUGUGUCAUGGAGACCCUGAACAAUGGUUCUUCUUCACGCCAAGACAAGCGAGGGAAGCUCGUGGAGGAAGACCCAACCGAACCACCAGUUCCGGAUACUGGAAAGCUACUGGCUCUCCUGGCUACGCCUACUCCUCAGGGAAUCGAGUCAUCGGAAUGAAGAAAACCAUGGUGUUCUACAAAGGAAAAGCUCCUAGUGGAAGGAAAACUGAGUGGAAGAUGAACGAGUAUCGAGCUAUCCUUGGACAACCACCCUCUUCUUCUUCUUCUUCUUCAACUAAUUCAACUCCAAAUCCAAUUUUAAGGCAGGAAUAUAGUUUGUGUCGUGUGUACGUAGGAACGGGGAGCUUGCGAGCAUUUGAUCGAAGGCCCUCAGGAGCCAUGACAAGCGAGAUGGCAAUGUACCAACACCAAGCAGCUGCUGCUUCUUAUGGAGCUGGGACGACCAGUGGGACUGGGGAUAUGACCACCACCACCACAUCUCAUCGUCAGGACAGUUCAUCCUCAGGUGGAGAUGAAACUACUCAUCCCCCUCAGACUGGUGAAAGUAAUGAUUGGGAGAUGACAGAGGAUGAUCUUCAGUCCCUUUUGAACUGGGAAAACUUAAACUGGGAUUAG
Molecule: messenger RNA, 861 nt
Organism: Telopea speciosissima
Lineage: Eukaryota; Viridiplantae; Streptophyta; Magnoliopsida; Proteales; Proteaceae
Product: NAC domain-containing protein 90-like
Exons: 3
Biological process (GO): regulation of DNA-templated transcription
Molecular function (GO): DNA binding
Source: RefSeq, a predicted model, not a curated record